Molecule: messenger RNA, 708 nt
Organism: Fusarium keratoplasticum
Lineage: Eukaryota; Fungi; Ascomycota; Sordariomycetes; Hypocreales; Nectriaceae
Exons: 1
Coding region: 1-708 (235 amino acids)
Source: RefSeq, a predicted model, not a curated record
AUGGUCUCCUCCAAGCUGUUCACUGGCGUUCUUGCCUUGCUGUUCGUUGGCGCCGCCAACGGCAAAGUGUGCUAUCCAACUCGUUCCACUACGUUGUCAACAACGGCUGAGGCUACCACCUCGACUGCUGAGUCUUCGACGGCUACCGAGUCAUCAACGGUCGAGACUACCACGUCUUCAUCGAUUGAAAUCAGCACAUCUUCUACCACCGAGUCCUCAAGCGUCGAAACUACCACUGCUUCAACUACUGACUCCUCAUCUGCCGAAACAACCACAUCCUCCGCUACCGAAUCCACAACGGCUACAUCGACUGUCAGCACUGAUGCGACAACCACUGCGACAACCUCUUCAGCUGAAGCAUCUUCAACCUACAUCACCAUCACUUCCACCACGGCAAGCUCGACCGAGACCGAGACUGCAAGCACGUCCACUUCGACCUUCUUCCCUGCUGGCCUAUUCCCAUGUCAAAAUGAUGCGGACUGCGACCUGCGUGGCGGCGUGUGCGAUCCCAUGCGCUGCGGCUGCAUCAACCUCAUGUGCUACCUCAAGACGACGACGAUGGCGACAAUGACCACCACCGCCUUGCCCGAGUUUGCAUGUGGUAGUGAUACCCAAUGCGUGGGUGCUUCGUUCUGUUUGGAUCAGGGAGCCAACAUCUGCGCCUGCGUCAACGCUCUUUGCAUCGUGACGAUGCUCCCUUUGCCAUAA